This is a messenger RNA of Condylostylus longicornis, 2464 nucleotides long. It is a transcript of the gene Hr96, whose product is annotated as nuclear hormone receptor HR96. Gene Ontology annotation, biological process: cell differentiation; negative regulation of transcription by RNA polymerase II; positive regulation of transcription by RNA polymerase II. The transcript is spliced from 6 exons. The coding region runs from base 171 to 2117 and encodes 648 amino acids. The record is from RefSeq and is a predicted model, not a curated record. Gene Ontology annotation, molecular function: RNA polymerase II cis-regulatory region sequence-specific DNA binding; zinc ion binding; nuclear receptor activity. Lineage: Eukaryota; Metazoa; Arthropoda; Insecta; Diptera; Dolichopodidae.
GUAGUUUUACGGGGAUUCGUCAACAUAGGGCAUAAUUUUAAUAAAUAUAAAAAACAAAACAAUAGUUAAGUAAUUAACAUAUUUUAGUUUUUUAAAAUGUUAAAUUUUAAGCCUUAUAUUGAAAAUAUUUAUUGAUAAAAUUUCCAACAAAAUAUCUGUUUGUAUAAAAGAUGUCACAAUUAUCCAAAAUUUGUAUGGUGUGUGGAGAUAAGGCUCUUGGCUACAAUUUUAACGCAAUAACAUGUGAAAGUUGUAAAGCUUUUUUUCGAAGAAAUGCUCUUUUAACUAAAGCAUUAGAAUGUCCCUUUAAUCAGAAAUGCGAAAUAACAGCAAUAACUAGAAGAUUUUGCCAAAAAUGUCGGUUAGAAAAGUGCUUCGCGGCGGGAAUGAAAAAGGACCAUAUAAUGUCAGAAGAAGACAAAAAACUAAAAAAGCAUAAAAUAGAACAGAACCGUGAGAAGCGAAAGCAAAUGAAAUGUAAAAAAUUAAAGGAGGGAAACACUCCUGAAACAUAUGAAGAUGACGAUGAUUCAAAAUCCCAAAAUUCUCUAAACACCUCCGCUUAUUCAUCUACAGAUCCUGAAGAAAAUGAAAAAACAAAUAUUUCUCAAAUUGUAGAGUGCAUUGUUCAAAAUCCGGACAAUUCUUCAAAAGCUAUUAACGACUACAUGAAAACACAAACUGAUGCCUUAAAUAUCAUGGAAAGAAUUAUAAAUUCACAGAAAGAUGCCAUGAAAUUGAUAAGCCAUUUAAUAUUGUAUCCUGGACACGCCUUACAAAUAAUUAGCAAAAUUAUGAACUCACCUUUAGACGCCCUUACAGUUUUCACAAAAUUCAUGAGUUCGCCUAAGGAUUCUAUGGAAAUUAUUUCCAAAAUAGCUAACUCACCUAAUGAUGUUCUUAAGUUUAUGCGCCAGUUAAUGACUAGUCCAGGUGACGCUCUUGAUAUUAUGAACAAAUUUAUGAAUACACCAGCAGAAGCCUUGAAACUUAUUAACAGUAUGGUUAGUGCCAAUUUUGAAAUAGAAGUUUUUAAUAAAAACACAGAAACACCUACACCAAUAAAUUCAAAGCCUCUGGGAAUUUUAAAUUCUGUAAUAGAAAAUAAUUUUGGAUUGGGUACUACAACUGGUAAAGAAACUCCAGGAUCGGUAGGAAUCAAAUUAGAACAAAUUUUUCGAGAAGAAAGUAAUGAGCAUGUUCCCAGUUCAGUUAAUAAUAUUGAGGAAACUAAUAAUGUAAUAAAUAAGGAGCAAAAAUCAUCUGAAAAUGAAAGCGUACCUGAAGAUAGCCUUUUUUCCGUUUCAAUGGAAACAAUCUUGUGUGAUGCAAUCAAAUUAGAAUAUGAAUUAAAUGAUCCCAUAACUCAAUCAUCUUUUGCUGGAAAAGAGUUGACUGAUAUUGAAAUGUCUAAAUUAAGCGAAUUAAAAGCGGCUAGUGAAGCUCUCUGUAAUCCUGUUGACGAAGAUUUAAGAGAUUUAGUGGAUCCUGAAAGAAUUAAGGAUCAACAAUUUCCGCAGCUGUUAAGCGUGAUAAAUUUAACUGCAGUAGCUAUCCGGAGAUUAAUAAAAAUGUCUAAAAAAAUCAAUGCAUUUCGGAAUAUGUGCCAAGAGGAUCAAAUAGCAUUACUAAAGGGUGGUUGUACAGAAAUGAUGUUAAUGCGUUCGGUUUUUACAUAUGAUCAAAAACGUGCCACUUGGAAGAUACCUCACAGUCAAGAAGAUAUGUCCAACAUACGUGUUGAUGUCCUAAAAUUAGCAAAAGGAAAUGUUUAUGAAGAAUUUAAGCACUUCAUUCAUACAUUUGAACCGAAAUGGAGGAAAGAUGAAAAUAUAACGUUAAUCUUAAUUGCCAUAGUUCUUUUUACACCGUUUCGAGCCCGUGUUAUUCAUUCCGAUGUAAUAAAAUUGGAACAGAAUUCUUAUUACUAUUUAUUAAGAAGAUAUCUUGAAAGCAUUUAUCCUGGCUGCGAAGCAAAAUCUACUUUUCUUAAAUUAAUUCAAAAGAUUACUGAAGUUGAACGUUUGAAUUCGUCCAUUAUAAGUGUAUAUUUAAAUGUAAACCCAUCACAAAUAGAACCUUUAUUAAGAGAAAUUUUUGAUUUAAAGGGAUAUUGAUAAUUAUUAAACGAUACCGUGUUUUUAAUUAUUGAAAUGUUAAAAUUACAACAUAAUAUUAAUUAUGCUGUAUUAUAUUUCUUCUUCUUUAUUUGCCAUGUUUUAAAAGCUAUAAAAAUUAUAAUGUUAAACAAUUUAUAAAAAACCCUGUGCUAAUUUAUUUUGAUUUAACAAAAUAUUGCUUUUAUGUAGAUAAAAAAAUACACUUUGUAUUUUUUCUUUUUAAAUAAUUUAAAUAUGUACCUAUAUUUAAUGUAUAUUUUGCUUUAUUUUUUAAGUUAAUAUUGAGAACGUAUUAUAAAACUGAUAAAAUAAUAAAUAUAAUUUGAGAAAAUAAUGCUAAGAAU